AUGAUCCAUCCUCUUUCCAUCUCGAUUCUGUUCUACUCAUGGGCGGUAUCUGCAUCCCCAAUCGCAUCCCCACUGGCGGUGACGGCGGCAAUCUCUCCACCACAGGCACCACCACCAGGAUGCACGGGCUCGUUUCCCGGCGUGUUCGGCAUCGCACUGAUGAACAUCUCGAUGUCUGCGUCUGCCUCAGGCUCGGGUGUUGCUGGUGGCAGACUCCGCGUGAGACGACAGGGACAGGCGCCACCGGCUCCGAUCUUCACCAUGGGCGUCGUCUCGCAGAUCGGUGACGGCCAGGUACAGGGCGGGAUGCACACUGCGGCCGUCACCAUGGCGUUGACCCCUCUGGCGCCGGUGUCGCAGAUCGGUGACGGGCAGAUUCAGGGGCCCGUGGUGACUGCCGGUGUGCCUGACAACAUUGCCGUGACGACUCCAACGACAGCAAGUUCGGUUGUGCCAACUUCGAGUGUUCCUGUUCCUGUUCCUAUCCCUUUCCCUCCACAAGGACAAGACCAUCCUUCUGCGGCUGCAACACCGAGCAAGCCCCCAACUGUGAUCGAGCAGGCGUGCGGCUUCUCGACGCGACCGAGCCUUGUCCCACCACCGUCGACAUCCUCUAUUCCACCCUCACCCACCUCGCCCGAUCUCAAUGCAGCCCCAUCUUCAUCCUCAUCCUCGUACUCGUCGAUCUCAUCACCAUCACCGACGUCACCCCUGGUCUCCUGCCUGACGAAUUCAACCCUCCGCCUGCACUUGAGCGACAACAACUUGUACGAUGCGUUCAACCGGACCGGCUAUAUCGCAUCAAACUACCAGUUCCAGUUCGAUGGGCCCCCGCAGGCCGGGGCGCUGUGGACGAGUGGGUGGAGUAUCUGUCCUGUUGACAACAACAAUAACGACAACAGCGCCAACGGCGACGGCGGCGACAAUAGCACAAUUCCGAGUGCCAGCCCAAGUGACGGUGAAGGCCCCGGUAUCAGCACCCUGGCGCUCGGCGACAGCACCACGUUCUGGCAGUGCCUCAGCGGCGACUUUUACAACCUCUACACAGAGAACUGGGCCGCGCAGUGCAGCCCGGUCGAGUUGCGGGUGGUGAGUCUGGUGGACUGUGGUGGUGGUCGGUGA
This is a messenger RNA of Fonsecaea erecta, 1122 nucleotides long. RefSeq lists its product as hypothetical. NCBI's taxonomy places the organism in Eukaryota, Fungi, Ascomycota, Eurotiomycetes, Chaetothyriales, Herpotrichiellaceae. The coding region runs from base 1 to 1122 and encodes 373 amino acids. Gene Ontology annotation, molecular function: structural constituent of cell wall. Gene Ontology annotation, biological process: fungal-type cell wall organization. The transcript has a single exon. The record is from RefSeq and is a predicted model, not a curated record. Gene Ontology annotation, cellular component: fungal-type cell wall.